AUGGAAGGUCAACAAAAAUUAAAAACUAAAAAUGGACAAAAAAAAACCAAACCGAAAAAAAAAACAUCAUCAACAAUAAUAGUACAACAAGAUAAUUAUAAUAAUAUGGAAAAUAGUGGAUAUAAUUCACAAAAUGAUAGUGAAUUCGACCCGUCAUCAUCAUCUUCAUUAUCAUCAUCCUCUUCUCAACAAAUUGUAAAUAAUAAUCAACCUUUAAUAACGAAUAUAACAACACCACCUAAUAAUAAUAAUAAUAAUAAUAAUAAUAAUAACAAUCAAAUUUUAGAAGAUAUUUAUUCAGAUGAAUAUUGUGAAAAUCAAAUGAAAUGUAUGGAAGGAUUUAUAAAGAAAUGGAAGGAUGAAUAUAUUGGAUCUAUUAAGGGUAAUGUUGAACAUCACCAAAUUGAAUUGAAUAAUUAUACAUUUCAAUUAAGUGAAUUAAAACAAGAGAGAUUAUUUUUACAACAAUAUAAAGAAUCAAAUCAAAGAACUAUCGAAUUACAAAUCAUUCAAUUACAACGUAUAAAUAAUGAAAUUGAAUCAAUUGAAAAGAAUAGACAUCAAUUACCAAUAGAUUUAGAAUCAAAGAAAUUAAAAUAUCAAGAAGAAACUCAAAGAAUUUUAACACUAUCUUCAACUAUUAAAUCAAUUGAAGAUCAAACUAUAAAACAAUUAUUAGAUUUAGAUUAUCCAUUAACUCUUUUUAAAAAUUAUUUAGGUUUAGAAUUUCAAAAAUUAUCAAAUGGUGAUGGAUUGAAAUUAAUAUUUACAAAGAUUGAUAGAAAUAAUCAUAAUAGAGAAUUUACAAUUUCAAUAACAGUUGAUAAUUUAACUGAUCAAUAUAUUCUGGUUAAUUGUAAUCCAAUGAUUUCAGAUUUAGAUCAGUCAAUAAAGAAAUUGAAUGAAACUGGUAAUUUUUCAUUCUUUGUAAAAUCAAUUAGAAAGCAAUUUGUAAAUAAAACAAUACAUAAAUAA
This is a messenger RNA of Dictyostelium discoideum AX4, 975 nucleotides long. It is a transcript of the gene spc25, whose product is annotated as kinetochore protein Spc25. The transcript is spliced from 2 exons. Gene Ontology annotation, cellular component: nucleus; chromosome, centromeric region; Ndc80 complex. NCBI's taxonomy places the organism in Eukaryota, Evosea, Eumycetozoa, Dictyosteliales, Dictyosteliaceae. Gene Ontology annotation, biological process: chromosome segregation. The coding region runs from base 1 to 975 and encodes 324 amino acids. The record is from RefSeq and is a predicted model, not a curated record.